UGUAUUUGUUUUAAUAAACUGAAUUGAUCGAUGUAGUACAUUUGAAAUCAAUAUCAUUACAAAAAACACAUAUAAUUUUUCAUCCAGUGCACUCCUGUAAUUAUUUGUACACCUGUUGAAAUUCCCUUGCAUUUGGAGUCUGUUCAAUCAUGGCCUCUCUAGAUCCGCGCACUCGAAGGGAAAUUUCUACUUCAACUUCUGGAUCCGCCACUCAACUUAGAAUAAAUCCGCCUCAACUUUUUACAAGCCCCACCACUGAUAUAUUUGAACUCGGGUCAAAUUUAAGCCAUACAUUAUCAGAAUGCAUGUGCAAACAAUCACACUGAAGCUAUGUUUACUCUGGUCAAAGCUACACGGAUCGAGGCACUGCAUAAAACUGGGCUGUGCCAAACAGUCCGUACGAUGAGCUUAACCCACAAAGCCGAUAUUUCAACAUGUAAAUCAUCAGAUUGUAUAAUAAUUAACCAUCGCACUUUUGCAAUAUUUUUUUCAUGUUCAUGUUGUGAUAAUGAUUGAGAGAAACAUAAAACAUAAGUUUCCCUUGCUGGGCCCCUUACUGACGAGAGUAAAUCGUUAACUCGAGCAUAUUUCCUAAGUGGACGAGAUUCGUAUCAUCACCACUGAUAUAUACACAUGGAACCCACGCGUAAGAUCCGCAUUUUACGGAAGGCUGUUACAUGUGCACGCUCUAUAUCACGGUCUUAUCGGCACCCGUGGCCUCUUUCUAUGAUACACCUCUGUCAAUCGGAAAGUCCUCUGUCUUCAAUACACACUCAGUCUGACAGAAAGUACUCCAAUAUGAUCGGCUCAGUUCCAGAGGGAAUUCUUCUUGGGGUUGGUAACCCCCUCUUGGACAUGACGAUUACUGGCCCUGAUGCCAAAAGCCUUCUCAAAGAGUACAACCUUUUGCCAAACAAUGCAAUUCUCGCCAAGGAGGAGCACAUGAGUUUGUUUGAAAAAUGUGUCAAACAAUACAAUCCAAUUUAUCUCGCUGGGGGUGCCACUCAGAAUACCAUAAGAGUGGCUCAGUGGCUCCUUCAGAGGCCAAAUGCCACCACUUUCUUUGGUGCAGCAGGGAAAGAUAUGUACGAGGAAAUUUUGAUGAAGAAAGCGACUGAAGUUGGUGUGAAUGUCAAAUACGACAUUCAUCCAGAGAAGUCCACAGGGAAAUGCUGUGCCAUCAUAACUGGAGAGGACCGAUCCCUUGUGACAGACCUAGGAGCCGCCAAGCUGUUUGACAUCAACUUCCUAAACGAUCCUGAAAUUUGGAGUUUAGUGGAAAAAGCAAAGUACUUUUAUAUUGGUGGAUUUACUUUAAGUGUAAACAAAUCUGCAGUAUUAAAAAUUCUUCAACAUGCUGCGGAUAAUGACAAAGUUGUCAUUAUGAACCUCCAUGCCACAUUUUUGUGUUCCCAUUUUGCAGACUCUGAAUUGAACAUUUUACAGUAUGUUGAUGUUCUCUUUGGAAAUGGAGAUGAAGCGAAGGAACUUGGAAAGGAAGUAGGUUUCACAACUUCCGAUGUUAAAAAGAUUGGGCUUGAAACUGUCCACUUACCCAAAGUUAACUCGCGGCAUGGCAGGACAGUGAUAUUUACCCAGGGGCGGUCUCCAACAAUCAUAGCAAGAGGAGAUGAAAUCCAGGAAAUUCCAGUCGUUCCAGUGGAGAAAGAUUUGAUAAAGGACACCAACGGCUGCGGAGACGCUUUUGUAGGGGGGUUCCUGUCACAGUUUGUACAAGGGGAGCAUACUGAGAAAUGUAUACAGUGUGGUUCUUAUGCCGCCCGUGAAGUCAUACAAAACUUUGGAUGCAAUUUUCCAGAAAAGCCGAAUUUUGUUGCGAACGACAAGUCUUGAAAAUCAAGAUAUCUUAAGUUUGUGGUUUAUUCAUUUUAUAAGGAAACUUUGAUAGUUGGGCUUUUGGUGCAUUUUAGGUCUAACAAUCCCCAUUUGACUGCCAGUGAGCCAAGGGUUAAGGUGGUUCAUUGUUAAAGAUAAUGAUGGUAAAGGAUGCAAGAUUAAGAUGUUAGCACCUAGCAGCAAUAUUAAAGGUUGUGGUCGUUUGCAGUAUUACCGUGCAAACAAUUAAGGAUAUGUGGUCAUUGAACAUGUAUGUAUAAAAGCAUGGAGAGAGAUACCCUGCAUGAAAUGGUGACGCUGAUGCUCUUAGACUAUUAGUGUAUGUGUAAAAAUGGUUUAAAUUUUGAUUUUCACCAAAAAUGCUGUGAUAUUUUUGUCCAUUUAUGCAUCUCCUAUAUUUAUUUACAACAAAAACAAAGUUUUUCAUUCCUGAUAUUAAUUGUAUCCUUUCCCAAUUUCCACCCUUUCUACUGAAUAGUACCCUUUUUAUCAUUAAAAAUGUGUAAAAUGAGGGGUUUUUUUUCUUCCGUACUUAUUUUACAUGACAGCUGGUAUGCAUUUAGAUUUUUAUAUUACAUGAGGCAGAGUACUUUGCAAUAUAAGCAGGCCCUAUUUGAGUCAGAAUUUGCCAAGUCAUGAUAUUUUUGUAAAACGUUUACUGUAGUUAGAGUAUUAAUUUUUUUAAAUUAAAACCUGUAUAAAGAUUGAUAUACAUUUAUCUUAAUGUUUUUAUUGCCCUAAACUUGUGAUGUUUUGAACCAUAUCUGUCCUUCUUGUAUGUUUGACUAACACAUUGUAUACCAAUUUUUUCCCAUAUAAUAUUUUUUCUUUUUUGUGAAAUGGCAUCAUCAGUAUAAAAGUAUUUUUUUAUGGUUUUGUGAUUUUUGUUUGCUGCAUUUCAUUCUCAGGAAAACUACUUUGCAAGUUUUGCCCAAAAGAAAUUAUUGAUAUGACAUCUGAUUGUAGCACAACAUAUUUCAUUUAAAGGUUACGGUGGCACUGUGUUUGUUUUGCGUUUCACAGAUUACUGGAAAUGGAUGUGUACAAACAUUCAGCUGCCAUUGGUGGUAAUUUAAUUGCUGAUUCAUGGACACUAGGUUUUUGAACUUUGAUGCCCAUUUUCUUUGUUUAAUAUGAACCAACAAUUUAUAAAACAUUGAUAACGAAUGAUUCAAAUAAAAAGUUAAACCAUUUAA
Messenger RNA from Magallana angulata, 3053 nucleotides. RefSeq lists its product as uncharacterized. Lineage: Eukaryota; Metazoa; Mollusca; Bivalvia; Ostreida; Ostreidae. Gene Ontology annotation, biological process: purine ribonucleoside salvage. The coding region runs from base 634 to 1854 and encodes 406 amino acids. Gene Ontology annotation, cellular component: cytosol; nucleus. Gene Ontology annotation, molecular function: adenosine kinase activity. The record is from RefSeq and is a predicted model, not a curated record. The transcript is spliced from 2 exons.